Pisolithus orientalis is the source of this 1542-nucleotide messenger RNA. Its product is annotated as glycoside hydrolase family 5 protein. The record is from RefSeq and is a predicted model, not a curated record. Gene Ontology annotation, biological process: glucan catabolic process. The coding region runs from base 1 to 1542 and encodes 513 amino acids. Gene Ontology annotation, molecular function: beta-glucosidase activity. Gene Ontology annotation, cellular component: cell surface; extracellular region. The transcript is spliced from 14 exons. NCBI's taxonomy places the organism in Eukaryota, Fungi, Basidiomycota, Agaricomycetes, Boletales, Pisolithaceae.
AUGAGGGGACUUCUUUGGUUUCCGCUCUUGGUCGCGGCCGUUCCUCAAGUAUUCGCCCAACUACCAGUUGAGAAGAUUUACGGCGUUAACCUUGGAUCAUGGCUUGUACUCGAGCCUUGGAUGCUUCCACAAGCUUGGACAAAUAUGGGAGGGCAAAUCUGCUCCGACUGCACACAGUGUAUCGAAUGCGAAUUUGAUUUCGCGAUGGCAUACCCCGACACAGUAGAUGAGAUAUUUGCCGACCACUGGGAUAAUUGGUUCACACAGAGCGACCUUCAAGACCUUAAGAAUGCUGGGAUCAAUACACUGCGUGUCCCGCUUGGGUAUUGGAUCGUAGAAGCCCUCGUUGAAAGACCAGAAGAAAAUUAUCCUCGUGGUGGUCUGGAAUAUUUGGGGAGUGCGAAUCGCCGCGGUUUGGGUUGGAUAAGGGAUGCUGGAAUGCACGCUAUCUUGGAUCAUCACGCCCUUCCUGGAGUGCAAACUCCUGGUCAGAUGUUUACCGGACGAUGCACAGACGACGUCCAGUUCUAUACGCCGCACAAUUAUCAUCGUGCAUUGGUCUGGACAGCUGUCAUGACAACUUUAUCGCACCUCGACCCCCAGUUUUCAAAUGUCUUUGCAAUUGAGGCGGUUAAUGAACCUAUAAUGGACGCUGCGCAAACACCCGGAUAUGGCGAUUUCCAGAAAAACUUUGUGAAGACUAUCCGUGCAAUUGAAACCCUUCUUGGUAUCCGCGUUCCCAUUUACAAUCCAAAUCUUCCGGGUUCCCUUCCAACUACCAAUUUCACUGCGGCUCUCCAACAGGCAUGUUCUUUGUCUCUAUUCGAUGCGGACGUCGUCGAUGCGCUCCAAGAUGCCAUCCCGAUCCUUAUAGGCAUUGGGUCUCAGUAUGGGCUUUCCGGCACUCUUACCUCCGAACCCUUCAACAGUCGCCGUUCACCAUUGGUUACCAGUUUCAUGGACGUUAACUGGCAGUACGACAAUCCGCCUAAUCCGGCAAAUGCCGCUAUUGGCCCUCAGGGAUACGACAACCAUCUCUACUAUUCGUAUGGUGUGGCCGCUGCCGAUCCCACAGCGUACUAUGCAAAGCAUUUGCAAUCUUCAGCGUAUUCAGAUGAUGCUGCGCUUGGCGAUUCACCUCUCUGGUUUGGAGAAUGGGGUCUUUCCACCCAAUUUGUCGCAACCGAUAGCUUCUUGAAACAAUGGGGUGACGCUCAAAAAUGGGCCUAUAGCCAGAGCGCCGGAUGGAUAUAUUGGAACUUCAAGACGGAGGUCUCGGACUUGACAAAUGGGACCGAGCUGGCUCGCCAGUGGUCUUAUCUUGAGGCUCUGAGCAUGGGUUUACUUACUCAGAAUCCCGCUUCUUACUACGAUGACAACGUUUGCCAACCAUACAUCAACAAGACUAGUUCGAAGAGCAGAAGUGUGCCCGCCGCCGUCCUCGAUGCACCUGUUUUAAACCAGUCUGUACCCAAUAACCCGCCUUCGCCGAAGUUAUCUGCCCAUGGGAGAAGGUUCAUGAAGAAGCACCAUUCUUUCUGA